AUGAUCGAGCUCAUCUCCGGUAGCAUGGACUUCACUCAACAGAAAACCAUGGUCAGACAUUUUCAUAGAGCACUUAGGGCGCUCAAAAAAAGCCCUGAGACUCUAAAAAGUCUUGACAACAUUCCUGGUCCAGCGAAAUUUGUUUAUCAGCGGCCAGGUCAGCUUGAGCCUGGUGUUGAAAUUAAACAGCUUUCGCAUAUCCAAAAAGGGCUUGACGAGCGCUUUUACAACCAGCACUUUCUUCCUUCAAAAAACUGGUGCAGAGACAAUGCUGUUAAUUGGGCGAAUAUGAAAGACUACUUGAAUAUGGAUUUGACUUCCCUUUCCUCAAAACAAAGAGCGGACAUGAAUGAUUCUUUGAAGCCUGAAGUGUUUGAUAGUGAGAGCGGCACAUUUCGAAUGCACCCUAGCCACCUCUUGGACUCUUCACUAAAGAUUGGUGACUUGGUUCUACUGCGGUCAGAUCCUUCACAGCUGUGCAUGUGUGUUGAAGUACCGACAGAGGUAACAAAUCCAAGUUAUGCAUUUGCAACUAUAGACGGACACAUCAGGUUUGGUGAGCGAAAUAUGAUACUUCUAAGGAUACCCUCUUUCCAUAAAGCAGCAGCAAAAUAUCUAAUCAAGGAAGAAGUUCCAUUUCUCAAUACACGCAUAGGAGCCGUAAAGGACAGCCCAGAAAAGACAUUCAUGCUCUCGAUUGUUGCGCGCCAGCUUUAUACCUCUUACGUUCCUUUCGAGAUAACGAAAGCAGCAUGGAACCGAAUGGGCGUAACAACCAAGAAACUGGAACUCUUACACAGGUUCCUACAGCGUUCUACAGGGCCUUGGCAAAUGUCAAUAUUCAAACUUUGUGAAUUGGUGGCACUAUUAGACAUUGAUAAGUGUCAGUCUUCUUCUACUGGCUCUUAUAUUGAGGGAAUCCUGAAAGAGGCUGGUAUGUUUAGGGACGCGCAUCCCAUAGAAUCUUUUUCAGGUCGAUCUCUUAAAAGCAUAGAUGCCUCUGACUUUUUAGCCACUUACUGGUCUUUGGUACAGCAACAGGAGCACAACCUAUGGGGCCAAAUUCAUUCACAUAGAGCAAUGUUAACACCUAUUUCUGUGACAGUGCUGCCACUAACGUCGCAUCAUCUUUACUACAAAGAAGUUUUGAAAGAACUCAAGAAAGAUAAUUACGCGGCUUUAGAAUCUUUCGCAAAGCUUAUCAACACAGGGGAACGUAAUUCUGCUAAACUACAGUACCCGCAAAUAAGUCGACUUUUGAGAGAUUACGCUGCAGGCAAUUUCCACAAUAAUGGGCCUAUAAUAACUAUUGUUUCAAAACUUUUCAGGAAACUAGAUAAAUAUCAAAACAACGACAUUACAAGGGACUUAUGUCAUGAGUUUCUACAAGAGCUAACUUGCGAGUCAAUUCCAAACCCACAGCUCUUAAGCAACGAAAUACGCUCGCCCUCGACCUCAGAAAGAGCAGUUCUGGAGCAGAAAAUAUAUGAUCUUGCAUUACCAAACCAAAAUGAUGAUAUAUCACGGCGCCACGACUUUGGGAAGAUGAAUGUUUAUUGCAUUGAUUCUGAGACAGCUCACGAAAUCGACGACGGCAUAUCUAUAGAGGCAACGGGCGAAAACGCCUACACCCUGCAUAUUCAUAUCGCAGACCCUGUUUCACUAUUUUCAAACUCGCAAGAGGGCUCUUUUUCGAAGGAAAUUUGGAACAUAGCUCUUCAGAGAGGCUUCACUUCUUACCUGCCUGAUUGUGUCACGCCAAUGCUUCCUAAAAGUUAUUCCAAAGCCGGCGACUUGGGAAAAGAUGGCAUUGCAUCAAAGACGCUUUCAUUCUCGGUUGAUAUCAGGUGCAGAAAGAACAACGUGGAGAUUCUUGAAGAAACUUUCAGUGUAAAAUUGGGGCUUGUUUCGCAGUUUCCUCGAGUUACGUACAAGGUCGUGGACAGGAUACUUGGCCUUGAACAAGACGCAAGUCAACAAACUCAAGAGCUGAGAACGUUGCACAAGAUUGCACUUUUGCUGCGUUCGAAGAGAGUAAAGGAGCAGAAUGCUAUAAUUUUUGGCGAGGGCUUCAAUCGGGGCCUUGUGAAACUCAUGCCAACCCAAACCAACACUGCAACCGCACUCAGCUUCGAAGACCAAGAAGAGACUGCAUCGACGGUUUUGGUGUCGGAAAUCAUGAUCUUGGCCAAUACCAUGGCGGGCAAGUUUUUCAGAGACAGGGGCAUCCCUGGCGUGUUUCGCUGUUAUAAAGGCCUCCAACUCAAGGAUAACGCACGCCAAGGUUACAACUCUUUGCGUGAUAUGAUGCACUCGCAGAAAUUCCCGUCUGCAAAGGACAUUGCUAAGCUCUCGUCUUUACUAAACUCGAGUUUUUAUAGCGCUCGAGCUGAGAAACAUGAAAUGAUUGGAGCACCUGCAUACCUUCCCGUAACGUCGCCCUUGAGACGUUUUGCAGACUUGGUGAAUCAUUGGCAGCUACACUGCUACCUCGCUGGGUUUCCCUUGAAGUUCUCAGAAGACCAGGUUUCAGACUUAGCAUGGCACAUACAGUCGCGAGACGUGGUUUUACGCAAGGCUGCGAGGGACUCGGCUUCCUUUUGGACUUUGGUGCAUUUGAAGUCUCAGCAAGAGCUCAACCCCUCUCGCCGACUCUCUGUUAUGGUCACCUCAGUUCCUCGACUCGGGGUGGUCCGAUGUGUCCUUCCGGAAUUGAGUACUGCUAGAGGCAUUCUUAAACUCAAGCCCGAAGCUUCGUCUACUGUCGCUAUCGGCGAUGUCGUGCAUAACUGUAGGAUCACCAGGCUUGACUGUUUAGACAGCAUUAUGGAGCUGGAAAUGCAGUGA
Molecule: messenger RNA, 2847 nt
Organism: Lachancea thermotolerans CBS 6340
Lineage: Eukaryota; Fungi; Ascomycota; Saccharomycetes; Saccharomycetales; Saccharomycetaceae
Gene: DSS1
Product: exoribonuclease II
Exons: 1
Coding region: 1-2847 (948 amino acids)
Biological process (GO): mRNA catabolic process
Cellular component (GO): exosome (RNase complex); P-body
Molecular function (GO): RNA binding; 3'-5'-RNA exonuclease activity
Source: RefSeq, a predicted model, not a curated record